AUGGAGAUGAACAAUAACUAGAACUUAUAUUUGUUAAAUGCUUAACAAUAAUAUUACAAUCCUUAUUCUUUUGAAACAUAAGGUGAAUAAACUUAGGAACUUAAUUUCUUUAACUGUUUUUAAAUUUAAUAUUUUCUUAGAUCAAGGACAGUUUUAGAGUUCUAAUAUAAGGUCUGAGUUUAUUUAGAAUAUGUACACUUUUUUAGCAAUCGAAUUCUUAUUUAAUUUGGGAAUGAUGGCUUUAGGAUUUUACACAGGUAUGGGUUCUUGGCUUGUUCGUCUUAAUUGUUUAUAAGAUUUUGAAGAAGGUUUUGAAUUUUAUAGUUGUUUGACCCCAUCUUGGUUAUUUUAUGUUUCUUUAUUUGUUUCAAUAAUAUUGUAAAUGAUGUUAUAUUUUGGAGGAAACUUUGCAAGAAAGGUAAUAUUAAAGAUUUGAUUGUAGGAUCCUUUAAAUUAUGUAGUGUUACUUCUGUAGUUGAUUUUUUUUGGAUUUACAUUUGCAACAAUAUGCAUCUUUAUGGUUUUAAGCCUACAAGAACUGGUUGUUUGGAUAACUUGGGGACUUAUUUUCAUAAUAAUACUAAUAUUUAAGAUUCUAGGGGUCUUAAACAAAAAAGAGAUAUCUUUGCUUUGUAUAUAAAUUCAUUCCAUAUUUUUACAGAAGGUGCUAUCAUAAUUGUAGGUGCAUCUAUACCUUUAAUAUUAAUUCUAAUAUUCCUGAGGUAUAGGCUUAUAUGGGAGAAAUGUUUAUCUGGAUUUAUCAUUGUAAUAUAUGGAAUCUAUUUGAUGUUUGAAACAAGAUUUAUAAUGAGCAAUAAAGUAAGAAUUUAUUUAAGGAAAUAAAGAGAUUGAAUUUAUAACUUGAUCAAUAUUUGUUUGGAUCUUUAUUGCUUAAUGGUCUUAUGUUUUAACCAUUAGUGAGAAUAUUUGAAAUGAUAUUCUUUGCUUUUGGUAGAAAUAACUGA
Paramecium sonneborni is the source of this 965-nucleotide messenger RNA. The record is from the annotation of a GenBank genome assembly. Lineage: Eukaryota; Ciliophora; Oligohymenophorea; Peniculida; Parameciidae.